GGAUAACAACGAGAUGAAUCUCUCAGACCGGAAGUUUGGAAGCUGUCAAAUUAACACAUUAACAUUGAAUGUAUCUUAGAUCUUUCAAUUAAAGCGACCAAAAGGUGCAGUGAUUCCAGUACGAGCAUACAGAAGUCAUGCAACAAGACUAAUUUAUGAUGUCACAUGAUAUGGAAACACCAUUCCUGAGCUUUUGCAAUCCUAACUAUCAACCUAAUAACAAAGCAGUGCACACCAGUCCAACAUCUGAGAACAACAACAACCAGAGCGACGCAGUCAACAUCAACAUCAUGUCGGCCGCAGACGAGAAACAAGAGCAAACUAAGCUCAUAAACGGAGAAAUUCAGUCACUUACUUCUACGGAAGAGGAUUCGGACUCAAUCUCAGUGAAAAGUGGCAUAGUUUCUGGAGAAGAAGCGGUCUCGGAUGAAGAAAAUGACUUUGUCGUUGCCAAUACCAAGUUUGUGGGAGACUCCGGGACCGACUCGAGCGAUGAGAAGCUGAACAACACUGAGUGCAUGAACAUGGCCUAUGGGGAGAAAGGCAAGGGAAUACUCGCCUACAUUUCCCUGCUCGAGCAGAGUGCAAGAGAGCGUAGUGAGAGGAAGCGUAGGGAGCAGCUGCUUGGGGUCGAAGGCGAUCAGACGCAGUGCGACAGCGGCAACACAACCCCUGCCUCAUUGGCAGAGAACAUCAAACUUAAAACGUUUCGCAACGCUGGGUUCGAUAUCAACUCGCCUGACUCCAACGACAGCGGCAUACAGUCAGACGCACGCUCUGACGAUGGCACCUCGCAGUCCCAGAGUGCAUCCAUCAGUGAUGAGCUGUAUGCGAUCACCAAUGAGUCCUACCUGCCUCGGUCCAAGAGCCAGGAGGACACAGAGGUCACCACCGACCCAGGGGGAGGUUUUAACCAUCAGGCUGGGAAAGAUGUGAAGGUUCUCCUCUUACAGAGAAUGCGGGAGAAGCCAUUAAGACCCUGGAUUAUCGCCACUAACGACGGGAACAGUGUUUCUUGCCACUGCAACUGCAUGGCUGGACUGGGCAAGGCAUGUACACAUGUGGCGUCACUUCUAUUCGCCAUUGAAGCUACAGUUAAAGAACGUGACGCGAAAACUGUGACCGAGUCUAAGGCUUACUGGCUUUUGCCAUCAGAUUGCAAGUCUGUGUCAUAUCAGGAGGUGAGGGACAUUGACUUUGUGUCAGCAAAAACAGCAAAGAAGCAUGUGGACGGAGAGAAACUGUCACAUAGAAGCAGUGAUGUUCGACGAGGGUUUGUGGCAGACUAUUUGUGA
Molecule: messenger RNA, 1295 nt
Organism: Dreissena polymorpha
Lineage: Eukaryota; Metazoa; Mollusca; Bivalvia; Myida; Dreissenidae
Exons: 7
Coding region: 156-1295 (379 amino acids)
Molecular function (GO): zinc ion binding
Source: RefSeq, a predicted model, not a curated record